AUUAGUAGUGAAAUUCAUACCCGUUUCAAGUCAUCGAAUAAAAAUACACACGUUUAAAUUAUUUGCAUAUAUAAUUGUGUAUUUAUGAGCAUAUACACAAAUUUUUACUUCAUGGCCUGCAUUGGUUUCCAGCCUCGACAACAUCAUUGACCACUCACCUAAGACUUGUUUUAUUGAUAAAUUAAUUUUCAAGCUUAGUUUUCCUCAAACCGAUCAAAGAUCCUUCUAUCAUUAAAUUUUGCUUGUCAAACUGCCUUGGCUUUGUUAAUUCCGAUAUGAUAAUAAAUGAAAUGUUAUUGCUCAUUGUUCGACACAAAAAACACUUGGAGUACCUAAAUGGCUUUUGCUCAAAUAAGCAUGACAUCGACUAUAUUUCGUUAUUCUUCACCUAGUCCUAAGCUCUACUUUAAUUAUUCAGACUCUGAUUCGACGGAAAAUGUUUGAAUUCCCAGUAAAUGAAGUGGUAAUUAUUUAGUGAUUGGUGUCAUCACAUGGAUUAUUUGGGAUUAUUUUGAUUCCAAAAACCAACCCCCAGGUCCUAUAAGACUUCCAUUUUUUGGGAAUCUCUUCCAAGUUGCCAUAUCCGAUCCUAUUCCAUACGUCGGGUUAUACAAGAUAUGCAAGCGGUAUGGAAAGCAUGGCCUUACGCGAAUUCAGUUGGGGUUCAUGAAUGCAGUAUUCCUUAAUGAUGUCCAAACCACUAAAGACCUCAUAACUCGAGAAGAAACCUUUAGUAGAGAAUUCGCCGAGGAAAUAAAAGCCAGGAAUAUGAACAAAAAUCUCGGAAUAUUGGUCGGAGUUGGUCGCCCAUGGAUGGAAAUGCGUCGCUUCACGCUUAAGACGUUGAAAAAUUUUGGAUUUUCAAAACGUUCCGUGAUGGAAAGUGUCAUAAGUUCAGAAGCGAAUCAAAUUCAGGAUGAACUUCUUCAAAUGUCAAAGUCCUCUAAAGACGGAACGAUUCGUAUCGCGGGAGACUUUUUCGCUGUAAACACGCUGAACAUAGUGCUGUGGAUGCUCACAGGUAAACGGUGUGACAGGAAUGACAAGAAUUCCGCCGUUAAUCGAUUUCUUUGCGUUGGGAGAAAAUGGGCAGAAUCUUUCUCCAUGGUUUCGGGCCUUUACAAUUAUUGGCCUUUCCUCAAAGACAUUUGUCCCCAACUGUGUGGGUUUACACGGGCUAAAAAGUUAUCCACAGAAAUGCACGAUGUUGCUCGGGAAAUGCUGUAUGAAGCGAGAGCGUCUGGAAAUUAUAAAACGAGUCAGAACUGUUUUAUUGACGAAUUUCUUGCACAAAUUGACGAAGAAGAGAAAAAGAGCGAUGGAGAGGAAAGAUUCUUCACAGACGACCAAUUUAUUAUCACGGUGAUGGAUUUGAUCCAAGCCGGGUCGGAUACUACAUCGGGCAAUAUGGCGUUUGGAAUUUUGCUGUUGACUUCAUAUCCAACUGUUCAGGAAAAAUUCGUCCAAGAAAUUAUCAAAGUUGUUGGGUCGCAAGGUGUUCCAUGUUUGGAUGACAGAGAUAAAAUGCCGUACGCCCAAGCUGUCAUAGCAGAGACGCUGAGAUAUGCCCGAAAUAUAAUGAUAAUGCCUAGAAAUGUGUUGAAGGAUUUUUGGUAUCAAGGGUUCCGCAUUAAAAAGGGCACAGCCUUGAUGAUGUUUGCACAGACGAUUAGUAUGGACGAAGACGUUUGGGGCGAUCCGGACAACUUUCGGCCAGAGAGAUUCAUCAAAAAUGGAUCCUUUAACAAAGAGUUUGCUGACGAAAAUACGGUGCCAUUUGGGACGGGCAAACGGUCUUGCAUUGGCGAAGGAGUAGCUCGCGACGCAUUAUUCAUUAUGCUGACCACACUUAUACGAAACCUCAAGUUUUCUCUGCAGGAAGGUCGUCCAAAACCGAGUCUAAUGCCGGUGCUUGGACUCAAUGCACUUGCUGCUCCCUUCGACGUUGUUGUAACACCUCGGAAGUAAUUUAUGAGUUCUGAUUAGAUCUUGAGACACAAAAUACAGAUCAGAAUGUUCAGGGAUCAUUUGUAUUUUUAUUUAAGCUCAAUGUUAACUUAAUGCAAAAAUCCUAAUCUUGAAAUAUGUUGUACAUGUGUGCCCAAGCCAAAUUAAUGAGUUUUAAUAAUUUAAUACUGCAUCAUUCUUGUGAAUAAAUAUUCUACCGAGAGUAGAUCCUUAAGUUGUGAACGAUACGA
Molecule: messenger RNA, 2198 nt
Organism: Folsomia candida
Lineage: Eukaryota; Metazoa; Arthropoda; Collembola; Entomobryomorpha; Isotomidae
Product: farnesoate epoxidase
Exons: 10
Coding region: 667-1968 (433 amino acids)
Biological process (GO): xenobiotic metabolic process
Cellular component (GO): cytoplasm; intracellular membrane-bounded organelle
Molecular function (GO): oxidoreductase activity, acting on paired donors, with incorporation or reduction of molecular oxygen, reduced flavin or flavoprotein as one donor, and incorporation of one atom of oxygen; iron ion binding; heme binding
Source: RefSeq, a predicted model, not a curated record